AUGAAGUCGAAUACAGUACCCCAGAAACGAAAGAAGCAAGAAAGCGAUGACGAGGAUGACAUUGUAAAAGAUGGUAGUCUCACAUCUGCCGCUGAGAAUUUCUUCGAGGCGCUGUCUGAGGCCGGCAUCACUCACUGCUUCGUCAACCUAGGGAGCGACCAUCCCGCGAUGUUGGAAGCGAUGAUCAAGGCUAAGCAAGAAAACAAACUCAAUUUUCCAAACAUCAUUACCUGCCCUUCCGAGCUAGUUGCGCUAUCAGCGGCACUGGGAUAUGCUCAAGCCACCGGAGUUCCGCAAUGUGUAAUUGUGCAUGUCGACUGCGGUACUCUCGCUAUGGGGCAGUCCAUACAUAACGCCUCCGUUAGCAGAGUUCCUGUCCUGUGCUUUGCUGGCUUAAGUCCUUUCACCCAGAAUGGCGAAUUGUUGGGUUCCAGAACAGAGUUCAUCCAUUGGCUACAAGACGUACCCGAUCAAGCAGCGAUUGUCCGACAAUACUGCAGAUACACAGGUGAAAUAAAGACCGGACGCAAUAUCAAGCAGAUGGUCUCGCGAGCUUUGCAAUUUGCUACAUCUGACCCCAAAGGCCCGGCAUAUCUAAUGGCCGCGAGAGAGGUACUUGAGGAAGUAAGAAUUUGCAUUGAUCGAGAUAAACUAAAAUUACUACUAACCGAAUCUGCUAUGCAGCAUGUGGGAAAGGAAUCCCUAGACGGGGAAAUUCUCAGUUCAAUCGCUCCAAGUGCAUUGCCAGAGCAAGAGGUGGAAUUAAUUGCCAAGUCGCUCAUGGGUGCAAAGCGACCGCUCGUCAUCACAAGUUAUCUUGGUCGGAAUCUCAAAGCACCAGCCUUCUUAGCCGAGCUUUGUGACAAGCUUCCAAUCACUGUCGUGGAGAUGGUCGGCUCUGACGUUUGUCUGAGGAGUGACCACGAAGCAUAUCGCGGUGUUACCGUCACUACUCAUCCGGAAGUCCUUGAAGCCGACGUCAUUCUUAUUCUCGAUUGCGAUGUGCCUUGGAUUCCUACUGCUGGGAAGCCCCGGAGCGGCACGAAGGUGUUCCAUCUGGACGUCGAUCCGCUGAAGCAACAGAUGCCACUCUUUUCAAUCAAUGCCACUCGCAGGCUCAAGGUUGGCUGUGAAAUUGCGCUUGAGCAAAUCAAUGCUUUCCUAGAUAAGCAGAACAUUGACCGGGCUAAGUACACCCUGGAGUUUGAGGAGCGGUCAAAGAACUACAAGACCUGGAGGGAAACUCUACAAACACUUGAAUCACCAUCCGAAGAUGGCGUAGUCAGUGUGCCAUACCUAGCAUCAAGACUGCGUAAUUGCCUCCCCCAAGGGACUAUUUACGUUUUGGAGGCUGUAACCAAUGCCGGCCAUCUCAUCCACCAUCUAAACCUGACAAAGCCAGGAAGUCUGGUUGCCAGCGGUGCAGGUGGUUUAGGAUGGGGAGGUGGUGCAGCACUGGGCGUCAAGCUAGGAAAGCCCGGUUCAUUCAUAUGUGCAGUCGUCGGUGACGGAGUAUAUCUGUUCUCGCAGAUGGAAAGCGUCUAUUGGAUCGCCAGACGCUACGAUAUUCCUUUCCUCCUCGUCGUGCUUAACAACGGCGGAUGGAACGCACCAAAGGUGUCUGCGCUUCUAGUCCACAAGGAAGGGCUAUCGUCGAAGUCAAAUAGACGAGAUCUCAAUAUCUCGUUUGAGCCUUCUCCCGAUUACCCCGGUAUCGCCGCUGCAGCCGGUAAGGCGUGGGGUGCAACAGUCACCACGCAAGGCGAGCUUGAUCCUGCUAUCAAAGAAGCGACAGGCGUUGUCCAGGGUGGUAAAUGUGCUGUUAUUGAGGUUUCAAAUGCCUUCAGUCGCAUGCCCUCCGCCGCCUCCACCCCCUCCUCCCCGCGGACCUGCGGGUGA
Messenger RNA from Penicillium egyptiacum, 1899 nucleotides. The record is from the annotation of a GenBank genome assembly. Lineage: Eukaryota; Fungi; Ascomycota; Eurotiomycetes; Eurotiales; Aspergillaceae.